AUGGAAUCUGACUGUUGUGGCACAGCGGCCCCGGCUCUCGAGCCUCCUCCUGCGCCAACCGCAGCUGAGAAGGCGGGCGCCUGCCAGGGUGGUUGCUGCGGAGGGCAGAGUGUCGAGACUCGCGACGCCGAACCUUCAAUUCAGAAAGAACCCGACGAAGAGAAGAUUGAAGAUGAUUGCUGCAACGCCGGAAAAUGUGCCGAUGACGUGGCCGAGGAAGAUUCCGACGCGCCUGACUGUUGCCGCGGUAAAGCCAACCCAUGCUGCGACACGUCUUGCCUUGACCGGCUGGCCCUGCGCGAGUGUAGUAUGAGUGCUGCGACAAGUUCUAAUUCGACCGCCUGUUGUAAAACUGCUGAGGGUGAGGCUUGCAACGAGCACACUCUCUCAGCAUUGGACCGCUAUGGCGCGACGCUGCGGGCUCUGGGGUGCCUCUGCCGGACCCUCAUUGCUCUUGGCCAGGAAACCUGCUGCGAAAUACGCGAGCGACACUCACUCGACGGCAACCAGCUCUCCAAGAAAUCGUCUGUCGCCUCCGUCCGCACUUCGCUGGAUUCUGGCCACACCAGUGGCUCCGUUACGAAGAAUCAAGCUGCGGAAAAUCGCCUUCGUUUACGAAAAGGCUUCAAAGAAAGUGUUCAAUCUGCCAAGGAGUCCACCGUAGAGGAUGUCUGUGGUGGCUCCUGUUGCUCCAAGGAGAAGCCUACCCUCGCCCCAUCGCUUAGGGGUAAAGGUCCGACGGCCUGCCGCUCUGAAGGCAAGGGCAGAGGAUAUCCGCCAGACAGCAAUGAUGGAAAUAAUUGCUUUGCAAAGGCGGAUAUCCUUUAUUCGGGAGCCCAAGCCGCAUCUGGAGGGCUCUGUUGCACGGACAAACAGGCUGCCAAUGCAGGCCCAAAGAAGGGCGAGACUCAGUGUUCCCGCUCGUGCUGCUCUGUUGCAAAGCCUAAUAAUCAGGCUAUUUCCCAGCCUGAAAGCCGGGGUAGUUGCUCGGAGAAUAUUUCUCUUGGAAAAUCUCCUCUUAAGACUAACUGUGUUGACUCUUGCUGCGCUUCUGCCGAGCCCAAGAAGCAGGCGGCUUCCCAGUCUGAAAGCCCAGGCUGUUGCUCGGAGAUUAUUUCUCCUGGAAAGUCUCCUCUUAAGAACUGUGCCGACUCUUGCUGCGCUUCCACAGAGCCGGAUAAGGAAGCGGUUUCCCCUUCUGAACGCGCGGGCUGUUGCUCGGAGACAAUUUCUCCUGGGAAAUCUUCUCUUAAAAUUGGCUGCUCCGGCUCUUGUUGCUCCGGAGAUAACGGGAUAGAAAUAAAUGACACCAAGCGCCUAUUCAUUGACUCGUGCUGCGCUGAUAAGCCAGUGGUCCGCCGCCAAGGGUCUUGCGCCGAUGCUACCUGCGCUUCUUCUGCCCCUGAUGCCCGCUCAGGUAUUGAAAAGGGCCUAAUUGAGGCCGUAAGCGACGUUGAGAAUCAAGGCACUGGAAAAGAGCGAGUGGUUUUGAGCAUUUCGGGCAUGACUUGCACCGGGUGUGAGACAAAACUGAACCGAACCCUCGCUACCGUUCCCGCCGUGAAAAAUCUGAAAACCAGCCUGGUUCUCUCUCGAGCUGAGUUCCACCUUGACCUUCGACUUGGAUCUGUUGAAGAAGUCAUGAAACAUCUGGAACGAACGACAGAAUUCAAGUGCGAAAGGAUUCAGAGCCAGGGAUCCAGUCUUGAUUUCAUCAUCUCGAACGAUCAAUUUCAAUCGAUUAGCAAUGAAAAGUGGCCGGAUGGUGUAAUCGACAUUGCGCUUGUUGGCAAACAGAUCGCACGAGUCACAUUUGACCCGAAGACAGUCGGAGCUCGCGAUCUUGGCGACAAGAUUUGGCAUUCACCAACGGAAUUGGCUCCUCUACGUGCCGACCCGUCGCUAGAGGCUGGGAGCAAGCACGUCCGACAUGUUGGGUACAUGACACUUCUCUCCGCCGUGUUGACCAUUCCUGUGUUGGUUAUGGCGUGGGCCCCCCUUCCCGAAAACGAAGUCGCAUAUUCCUCAGCUUCCAUGGCACUGGCGACGAUUGUUCAAUUCUUCAUCGCGGGUCCAUUUUACCCAAAGGCUCUCAAGGCUCUGGUCUUCUCCAAGGUUAUAGAGAUGGACCUCCUGAUCGUCCUAAGCACAAGCGCUGCCUACAUCUUCUCUGUGGUUUCCUUCGGAUACCUGAUUGCCGGAAACCCUCUCUCAACUGGCCAGUUCUUUGAAACGAGCACUCUGCUGGUCACCCUGAUCAUGCUUGGCCGAUGGGUUGCUGCCCUGGCUCGCCAGAGAGCUGUCGAAUCUAUUUCUGUCCGAUCACUUCAGCCAUCAAAAGCCAUCCUCGUGGACGAAGAAAACGGUACAGAACUUGACAUUGACGCCCGGCUUCUUCAGUAUGGCGACAUCUUCAAGGUUCUGCCUGACACCAGAAUCCCCACUGACGGCACCGUCAUCAGGGGUUCAUCCGAGGUUGACGAGUCGAUGCUCACAGGUGAAUCGAGGCCAGUCGAGAAGUUUCCGAAAUCAGGAGUUAUUGCAGGUUCCAUCAAUGGAUCUGGAGUUCUGAUUGUUCGGCUGGGCCGCUUGCCUAGCGACAACACUAUCAAUACGAUUGCUGCGAUGGUCGACGAGGCUAAACUGUCCAAGCCUAAGCUGCAAGAUCUUGCAGACAAGGUAGCAUCCUACUUCGUCCCAGUGGUUGUGGCUUUGACUAUUAUUACUUUUGUCAUCUGGGUUGCGGUGGGCAUGACGAUUCGUGGAUAUAAUGGCUCAGAAGCUACUAUCGAGGCCAUAACUUAUGCGAUUACUGUCCUCAUCGUGUCGUGCCCUUGCGCUAUUGGGCUGGCUGUUCCCAUGGUUAUUGUUAUCGCAAGUGGUGUCGCAGCGGAGAGGGGCGUCGUGUUCAAGUCUGCAGAUGCUAUUGAAGUCGCCCACAAGACGUCGCACGUUGUGUUUGAUAAGACUGGGACUUUGACCCGAGGAAAGCUUUCUGUUGUUGAAACACAUUGUGACAGCCAGGAUAAACUUCCACUCCUUCUGGGUCUUAUCGAAAAUAGCCGACAUCCAGUCUCGGUUGCUGUCAGCACUCAUCUCAACGACGCAGGAAUCAUUGCCGAGCCCAUUGCCGAGCCUAAGAGCCUUACAGGAAAGGGUGUCGAGAGCACUUUUCAGGGCCAGAAACUUCAAGCUGGCAAUUCUCGUUGGCUGAACUUUUAUGACCAUGAGCAUGUUGGGUCGAUGCUUGCUCGUGGGUAUACUGUUUUCUGCUUCGCCAUUGACGGCGUGUUGGUUGCAGUCUAUGGUCUGGAAGAUGAGCUGCGGUCUGAUGCUGCGGAAACACUUGAGGCCCUCGACAAAGGUGGCGUAGCAGUUCAUUUAGUUUCUGGUGAUGAUGACGGCGCUGUUCAGAAUUUGGCGGCCAAGCUCGGAAUUCCUGCCAACAACGUUCGUUCUCGCAGCUCGCCUGCCGACAAGAGAGACUACAUCCAAGCGCUUCUUGAAACCAAUGUAGGCGGGAAGAAGCCGAUCGUAGUGUUCUGCGGCGAUGGCACAAACGACGCUGUUGCUCUAGCGCAAGCUACAAUUGGUGUUCACAUGAAUGAGGGCACAGACAUUGCGCAAUCUGCGGCAGAUGUGGUCCUCAUGCGACCCGCCCUUUCUGGAAUCCUCGUCAUGAUUAACGCCAGCCGGAAGUCGGUCAACCGCAUCAAGUUCAAUUUCGGAUGGAGCUUUGUGUACAACACCUUCGCCGUCCUUCUGGCUGCCGGGGCUUUUGUCAAUGCGAGGAUCCCACCGGAAUUUGCGGGACUUGGAGAGUUGGUGAGCGUCUUGCCUGUCAUAGCUGCCGCGGUUCUUCUCCGCUGGUCAGCUAUCUGA
This is a messenger RNA of Clonostachys rhizophaga, 3882 nucleotides long. The record is from the annotation of a GenBank genome assembly. Lineage: Eukaryota; Fungi; Ascomycota; Sordariomycetes; Hypocreales; Bionectriaceae.